AUGAUCAAACAUAUAUCACCACUACUACUAUUCCUAGUGGCAACAACAUUGCUACUACAAGUGAUUGCUGCACAAAAGACUACACACUUUGUGUUGACAGCACCUUGUGUUGCAACACAGACCUGUCAACCAUUCACAGAUGCUAGUGUAUGGGACGAUCCCAAUGCACUGACCAAUCCAGAGCAGUAUACAUUCAUUGUUGAUCUGAGUGCCCUGACAACGCGUCUCGAACUUGAGAUCCUCACCAACGUCACCGUCUCCAACUUUAUAUGCACGGGCAUUUCAACCUCCAUCCUCGCCUUCAACUCAAGCUCUUCGCUAACGUCCGAUGCAGGCCAGAUCACAUUCAAUUCGAUUCAAGUCUCGCUUGCUGGCAACUCCUUCUUGGGUGCACCUACCAUCAACGUCGAACAGGGCGCUUCAGUCGUAUUGGGUGACAGCUCAAUGAUCAACUCGGUGAUCAACGACACGCUAACAAUUGGCACAGGCUCGACCGUGACACUAUUCCACCAAUCGUCACUGUUUGCUCUAAACAUUAAUUCAACAGGCACGCUUAAUGUUGAUGAUUUCGCCACGUUGUUGGUACUAGGCACAGCCAAUCUUACACAGAUAUCAUUGGGAUCGACGGGAAAGGGCAACUUCAACGUACUCUACCUCAAUGGUACCAGCAACUCCAUGCUUGGUUCAACCACAGUUGUCGACCUGUUCCUCCAAGAGUCGUCCCUACUCACCGUCGGUAAUCUAGCCUGUAGCAACGCCAACAUUGAUGUAUACUCCAAGAUCACUGUGAACAAUGGCCAAUCAUCGAUCCGUUACCUGGCCGCGCCUGCCGAUCCCACCCUCUCCUCGAUCUUUAUCGAUAAAAACAGUACAUUUACCAUUGGUGGCUUCCUUAGCCAAACCAUCACAACCCAACUCCUGAUUGGAUACGGAGACAACUUCCUCAACGUCAACAACGCAACCAUCACAGCGAUCAACACGACAGAGCCAUACAACAAGAUCGACACAUUUGUCCUGCAGACUGGCGGCUUUGUAGUCUUUGCCAACUGGUUCGACUUCAACGGUCAGGUGGUUGUACUGCCUGGCGCCACACUCGACGUGCAACACCACCUCUCUCCAACACUCUGCAUCGAAGCCUAUGGACAGGUAUACAUCCAUCGCAACCUCACCUGUGAGCAGGGCAACUACAUCCAACAUCCACACGAGGGAUCGGUGCUCAACCUGGUCGAGAAGCCACUUCUCUUCAUAUGGAAGCUGUUCAAUACCGGCCAGAUUGUCGUCCAGACCAAUGCAGUGAUCAGAGGCAACGUUAUCUCCAAUGGUACCAUUGAGAUCCAGGCCGAUCAGUCGUUGAACAUUCAAGGUUACAUCGACUUUAUCGGCUACGACUCGCUGCUCCAGAUCGAUGGCAUUGCCCCCAACACCAACCACUAUGCGCUAACCGUGCUCAAUGGCAUUGCGAUGAACGGAACGUUCAAGUACAACGUGUCCGCACCCCAACUCAACGACGCCGACGACCAGACUUACAAGCUGAUGUCAACACAGAUCGACUUUUAUGGCAACUUCUCAACGAUUGUUGCCGAUCCAUCUUUGAGCAAUUUCACAACGCUAGAGUACAAGGAGGAGGCCUACUCCAUCGAGCUGUUUAUGAAGGGUCUUGGACACCCUUCUGGCGCUGGCAAGGACUUUAUCAUCUUGUUGGCCGUCAUGAUCCCCUUGCUGGUGGUCACCAUCGUCCUAACCAUCGUCUUUAUCUACUACAGAAAGAACAAGCAAUACAAGUUCUACUCAAGAAUCCAGUAA
This is a messenger RNA of Acytostelium subglobosum LB1, 1803 nucleotides long. RefSeq lists its product as hypothetical. Bases 1 to 1803 code for a protein of 600 amino acids. The transcript has a single exon. The record is from RefSeq and is a predicted model, not a curated record. NCBI's taxonomy places the organism in Eukaryota, Evosea, Eumycetozoa, Acytosteliales, Acytosteliaceae.